Messenger RNA from Amoebophrya sp. A25, 199 nucleotides. The record is from the annotation of a GenBank genome assembly. Lineage: Eukaryota; Dinophyceae; Syndiniales; Amoebophryaceae.
AAGAAAUCCCUCGAGGAAACGCGGGAGUCCGCGCACCGAGAGCAGGAACGAUUGGCGCAUGACAUUGCCACUGAAAAAGCACAAGCUGCAGAAGCUUUAGCGAAGUUGAAGAUGGGAAUGGAAUCUGAGAAGAGCGAACGCGAAACAAGACACGCAGAGGAAAUGGCCAAGCGUGAGGCCGAACUCUCCAAUCUCCGCG